This is a messenger RNA of Hemibagrus wyckioides, 2750 nucleotides long. It is a transcript of the gene arfip2a, whose product is annotated as ADP-ribosylation factor interacting protein 2a. Gene Ontology annotation, biological process: intracellular protein transport; regulation of Arp2/3 complex-mediated actin nucleation. Gene Ontology annotation, molecular function: protein domain specific binding; phospholipid binding. Gene Ontology annotation, cellular component: trans-Golgi network membrane. The coding region runs from base 208 to 1440 and encodes 410 amino acids. The record is from RefSeq and is a predicted model, not a curated record. NCBI's taxonomy places the organism in Eukaryota, Metazoa, Chordata, Actinopteri, Siluriformes, Bagridae. The transcript is spliced from 11 exons.
AGCGCCGUGUGUGACGUCACUUCCGUUUGUAGAAAGCGAAAAGGAUUUUGCAUAAGGCAAGGAAAGGGAUUGAGAGAUUUAAAGAAAAAAAAUAAUAAUAAACUAGGAGGGAAUUAUUUGUAAUCGACGCUUAUUAAAAAACUACAGCCUAUUGGUUUAUAUGGAAAUUGCAACAAAACGGGCAACCAAGCGGUUUGAGAUAAAUCGAUGAUCAAUCUGGAACCGGGAUCCAGGUCCACCAUGACGGACAGCAUCAUGAGCAAAGCUGCCACAAUGGAAAUCCCCAUCAACAGCAACGGAGACACGAGGACUUCCGAAGAUGACAGUCUUGAACAGAUUCACUGGAGCUUAGAGAGGAAGGACCUGCAGCAGGUGAUGGUGUCCGGGCCGAACCUGAACGAGACGAGCAUCGUGUCAGGGGGAUACGGAGGAUCAGCCGAGGGCAUCAUCCCCACCGGCUCCAUCAAAGGCCCAGCUAUACUAUUCAAUGAGGAGUAUUUUGAAAGAAGAUGCGGGAACGCCCCCAAGCCAGACAUUCGCUCCAAAUCUAGGGACUUUCCACCCAGUCAUUCAGCUGCUGGUCGGAUAUCAUACCAGCCAGAUCAUUACCCAGCUCCCAGCAUGCAUCACAGUCACAGUAAUCCAAGCAUGAUGUCAGAGGAAGCCACACGUGGGAUUGCAGUGGAGAAAUUUGACAGUGUGAAGAAAUGGAGCAUCAAUACUUAUAAGUGCACGAAGCAGAUGUUCUCGGAGCGGUUUGGACGAGGUUCACGGACCGUAGACCUGGAGCUGGAGGCUCAGAUCGACGUGUUGCGUGAAACCAAGCAGAAAUACGAGCACAUCCUGAGACUGGCACAAGCCCUCACCACUCACUUCUACAACGUAGUGCAGACGCAGCAGGCGCUGGGAGACACCUUCGCUGAUCUCAGCCAGAAAUCUCCAGAGCUGCAGGACGAAUUCGGCUACAACGCAGAGACACAGAAGCUGCUGUGUAAGAACGGAGAGACGCUACUGGGCGCAAUAAACUUCUUCGUGUCAAGCAUCAACACACUGGUCAACAAAACCAUGGAGGACACACUGAUGACCAUCAAGAUGUACGAGAACGCAAGGUUGGAGUAUGAUGCCUAUAGGACAGACCUGGAGGAGCUGAGUGCAGGCCCGCGUGACGCCGCCGCUAUGGUACGUAUCGAGUUCGCCCAGCAGGAGUACCAGAUCCACAGAGACAAGUACGAACGUCUACGGAGCGACGUCACCAUCAAGCUCAAGUUCCUGGAGGAGAAUAAGGUCAAGGUGAUGCACAAGCAGCUCCUCCUCUUCCACAACGCCAUCUCGGCCUACUUCGCCGGCAAUCAGCAGCAGCUCGAACAGACUCUCAGGCAAUUCAACGUGAAGUUGAAGCGGCCCGGCUCGGACAGACCGUCAUGGCUGGAGGAACAGUAACAUCCCAUAAGACACAGUUAAUCUCAGCCUCGAGGGACUCGGGAGACAGGCUGGAGGAUGGAGUGAUGUAUAGAUGUGCAGGCAGAUGUUUUGUGCAUCUGAACUAAUGAGGGGAUUUAAUGUAAUCACGCGGUGAGAGAUGUUUAUUUAAAGGCAAAGCUUUUAUUCUGACAUAUGAGAAAGGAGAGAGAGAGAGACGCUUCCCAUGCCUUUUGUCUUUGUAUUGAAUUUGUAAUGCGAAGUAAAGUGGAACAUAAUCGCAUUUUUGCUUCUAUAUACUGUACGGCAGACGGCGAUUAUUUUAAUUACAUUUAUUGUAGAGUGGACCGUAUUCAGAGUUGUAUCGUCAGAAAUGAGAAUUUAAUCCGGAUAUUGUGAUUACAGAUCUAAGAUGCACAGUAUUUUUCUUGUAUGAUAUUGGCCCAAGCAAGUUGUAAGUUGUUGGCUCACAAUUUGCAUUAACUAUUAUUUGUCACACUGAAAUGUAUGUUUUCCCCUCUAGUUACAUUCAGAAAACACACUGGAAUGCUGGGUCUUAAUCUGAGGUUAAAAUACAUAAAUCUAACACUAUUAACUAAUUAAUUAAUUGUCAACCAAUUAAAGACCAAUUCAUUAGAAGCAUAUAUUGGACAUAAAUUAAAUAUAAAUAAUAGGAUGUGCUGGAUCAAGUGCUAUUUUAUAAUUUUGUGGAUUAUGAACAUGGAAGUCAUAUUGUAAAAUUAAUUAAGUAAAUAUUAAUUACUAUUACCAUCAAAAUCUUAUAUUACAUGCCUCAUUGUAAAAUUCUUCAUAAUUAAUUAGCUCUUGCUUUUAGGUUGCAUUGUAUUUAAUUUGCCAAAAAAACUCCCUCUGUUGCCGUCUCCGGUCGGUAUUUUGUAUCCCUGAUUUAUUUUUACUUUUUUCAGGUUUAAACAUAAUCGAAACCGAUUAGAAGCAGUGAUCUAGACACUUCCAUUCAAGAAAAGUCUGAAAGCCUUGGAAGUAUGAAUUGCACAAGGCUGAUAUGCAAAAUCUGGUCAGAGAGCUUAACUUAAAUACCUUCGUAUACAGUGUGAAUACGUGCAAAUUCCACCCUGUAAAUAUUCCAGUAAUUUUGGGAUCGCUUGGAGUUUUCAAUUCUGAAUACGGCCCAGUGACGGGAUAUCGUGUGUAGGUGCGCAGGACUAUUCUCUGGUAAGGUGCACUGGAAUUGAGGCAUGCCGUGGAUAACUGUUUACAGUACAUGUCCUUAAAAGGUUAAUUCAUGUAUAUUCUUGUGUAAAUUACAGUGUAAAGUCCCACAUAUCAAAUUAAACACAGUUUGAAAGGAC